AGACCAUCCUCAUCCUUACUAUUGCUUCCUGUUCAAUCUUAUUGCACUCAGUCUUUUCAUCCUAUUGCCAAUGAAUACAAAGUCUCGAUUCAAGCCCGUCAAGCAAAACCAGAAGGUCUUCCGCGCCUCGGAUCCGCUGCAGGCCGUCCUCCAGUGGGGCGUCAACUUUAUGAUGAACGAAUUGUCGCAAGUCGAGCGACCGACAUUGCUGCUGCCAGUCCACUUCAAGGCCUACUCCAAGACCAAGAUUCACAACCACCAGUUCAACACAUCGGAUUUGCCAAUGAAGUUCAAGUUCAAAGAGUACUGCCCAAUUGUGCUGGUCGAUUUGCGAGAGCGAUUUGGCGUCGACGCAGACCAGUACUUGUACUCUCUGGCAGGCGCAGAGCCAAUUCCGGUGGAAGCCAACGGCAAGAGCGGCGCGUCGUUUUACAUGACCCACGACAAGCGAUUUAUUGUCAAGUCCAUGUCCAAAAUCGAAGUGGACUUGAUGCACAACAUUUUGCCCCUUUAUCACACUUACAUUGUCGAAACAUCGGCUCGAACUCUGCUUCCUCAAUACGUCGGCAUGUACCGAAUUACCGUGGAUAACGUGGAGACGUAUCUGCUCGUACAGCGGAACGUCUUUAGUGCCACGCACGAAGUCCAAGAAAAGUACGACUUGAAAGGUUCUACCGUGCAACGAUCGGCAGACGGGGAGGAGAUUGCCAAGGGCGGUGCCACCCUCAAAGACAACGAUCUCCGCACCCGAAACCGCAAACUGUACCUCGGCAACGACAUCAAAGAGCAACUCAUUGCUACGCUGGAGCGUGACACUGCGUUCCUCGCCAAGUUAAAACUGAUGGACUAUAGCUUCCUUGUGGGCAUUCACCGAACAAGUAAAGGUGAAGAGCCCAUCGAUCAAGACGUGGAUGUGUACUCGCUUCCCAGCUCGUCGGAAGAGCACGAUGAGGUGUACUUUGUGGCCAUCAUCGACGUGCUGACCGUGUAUGGCGCCAAAAAGAAGGCUGCGCAUACCGCCAAGACGAUGAAACAUGGCGUCCAUGCUGAAAUCUCAACAGUCCAUCCUGAACACUACCGAAGCCGAUUCCUUGAGUUUAUCAACACGAUUGUUGAAUAAUGGAUGUUUCAGACUUUGCUGUUUUCCGUUGCUUUUGUUGUCGACGCCUCUCGGUCUCAUUUCUCCUCUCCAGCCUUGCUACCAUUGUGUAUGUGUGGGCUUUGGUUUUUGUUGUUUUUUAGACUAUUUGUCCAUGUUGAUUGCUUGCUGAUGAUGAUUAUUGUGAAGCUUGCACUUGUAUAAAGAAAAAGAACAAAAAAAAAA
Capsaspora owczarzaki ATCC 30864 is the source of this 1324-nucleotide messenger RNA. RefSeq names its product phosphatidylinositol-5-phosphate 4-kinase type-2 gamma. The coding region runs from base 71 to 1120 and encodes 349 amino acids. Gene Ontology annotation, molecular function: phosphatidylinositol kinase activity. Lineage: Eukaryota; Filasterea; Ministeriida; Capsasporidae. The transcript is spliced from 7 exons. The record is from RefSeq and is a predicted model, not a curated record. Gene Ontology annotation, biological process: phosphatidylinositol metabolic process.